CCGAUUACCUCCUGCUACUAUGAUUCAUUAUUUUGAGAUGCUGCUGUAAAUAUUGAUAAGAGCCAUUAUUUGUUUAGACUUUGUCAAUAUUAUUGCAGUUCAUUCUAGAAAAAUUACGGAAUUUAUUUUUUGCUUUAACUGUGUUAUCUCUCUGGUUUUACCGAUUUAUCGUAGGUACCUUUACAUCUACACCUAAAGGUUUUUUUAAUCAGUGAAAAAUGAAGAUCAUAGUAAUAUUGUGCCUUAAUUUUCUUCUUGCGGCUGGAGUCAUUCAUGAGGGUAAAUAUCGAGCAGCCGUCGUGGCUUACUCUCCGAACCUAACAGCUGAAGAACCUUUGGACCGAUUGUACCAAAACGUUGGUAAUUAUCUAGACUAUAUAGACGAGGCCGGACUGCAGAAGUGCGAUAUAAUUGUCUUCCCUGAGGAUGGUUUAACAGGAUGGUAUGACGUAAUCACAUACGAGGAACGCGUUGAGAUGUUCAGCACUGCGGUCCCUGAACCUUCAUCGAACGUCAGUCCCUGUAAAUCAAAUGAUGGGAUUUAUUCUAAGGCGUUGAAGUCUUUCUCCUGCUCCGCUUUAAAAAAUAGAAUUUACGUCGUCGUAAAUUUAGCCGAGCGGUUUUACGAAGAGAACACCAAGAAGACUGUCUAUUACAACACCAACGUCGUGUUCGAUCGAGAUGGAGUGGUCGUGGCCAGGUUUCGAAAGAUUAAUUUAUUGAACGAGAUCUUCUUUCGUGCAGCGAAUGAGAGCGUAACAUUUAAAACUGAUUUCGGCGUCACUUUUGGUAUUUUCACUUGCUUUGACAUCACCUUCCGUAAUCCAGCGCUAACAACUCUGGAAGAUCCCGAAGUUACCGACAUCGUCUUUCCAGUCGCGUGGUUUUCUCAUCUCCCAUUCAUUCAAUCUUUGAGCAUACACCACGGAUACACUAUUUCUACUGGAGUCAACAUGCUGUCCGCCAAUCUCCACGAUCCGGCCUCUCGAAACGGUGGCACGGCGAUUUAUUUCGCAGGUGGCGAUAUUGCGAAGGUGUACCUAACAGGAAGCGAAGGUUCCAAGAUGAUCAUUUCCGACGUACCGAAGGUGUCCAAAAGGAAACCUCCUCAUCCUUGUCAGGUGAUCAACAUUUUGCCUAGUUCAAAUGUUGAGCGGGUAGAAGACAUAAAUGGUUUCAUAACGAGCACAGAGAAUUUGGCCAAUUACACUUGGAAAGCGGUAGAUCUCACCCAGAAAGAAGUGCGCGAAACCGUAUGCAGUGGUGGGAAAUUUUGUUGCAACUUCGAUAUUUCACUGACCUCAACUCAGCCAACUAAUUACGUUUACAAGAUGGUGGCUUACCAUGGUACCGUGCAAUUGUCGGCAAACGAUCGAUUGGGAACACGAGCAUGCGGAUUGGUGGCGUGUACAAAUGAAGACAUAGCAUCCUGUGGACACAGACUCGACGUACCGCCCAAAGGGGUGACCUUUGGAAGAAUUGAAAUAAAAGGGGUGUUCCAGGCUCAACAUUCACAUGAUCAACCGGCGUCGUUGAAAUAUAAUUUAAAACCUGUCAGUAACUACACUUUCUGCAGGCAGCAAGUUGGUGACGACCACGUGGAGGUCAGCGUUAGUACCGUUGACAAGCAGGAUGCACUUUUAACUUUUGGUAUUUACGGACGCGUCUUCAACAACGAUGGAAAACCAGUUGGAGUUAUAAAUAUAAAAUGAGGCAAAACACCAGCUGCUCAUCCUUUUUACUGUAAAAAAACCUCAAGUGUUCCUUACUUUGGAAAAUCAACUUUCUCUAAAUCAAUACCUUAUUUUGCUUAUAUUAUUAUUCAGCUUAUUGAAAUAUAGCUAGGUACGCCACAGAUAGCUGUGGCCAUAGCCUAAUAUACUCUUAUUAGGCCAUGGCUGUGGCUACGCCCAUGAAUCUGAGACAUGCGCAACAGUAAAAAUGUAAAAGAAUGUACUUACAAUGAGAAUGUAGAAAUGAAUACACGUGUUUUAGGUGUUAAAAUUUA
Molecule: messenger RNA, 2008 nt
Organism: Photinus pyralis (common eastern firefly)
Lineage: Eukaryota; Metazoa; Arthropoda; Insecta; Coleoptera; Lampyridae
Product: vanin-like protein 2
Exons: 8
Coding region: 219-1712 (497 amino acids)
Source: RefSeq, a predicted model, not a curated record